AUGAAUACGUUACCAGCAAACAGAACAUUGAACACAUUCAAUGGUAAUAAUGCUAGACGAUCAAGUAUCUCAGCAAUACGUUAUGCUCGAUCGACAUCAUUAUAUUUCCCCAAUACAGAUACAGAUGAAGAAAGUCGUAGUCAAUUACUUACAAGUGAAAGUAUUGCGGAAACACGUAGAGCUGAAACAAUGAAUCGAUUAAAUCGUAUUGAUGUUAAAAGUGAAGGAUCUAGAAAUUUAACAAAUCCAUUAUUUGAUAGUAUGAGUAGUAUAGACCAACCAUGGUUACGUGGUUAUGGUCAAACUGUUGUGUUAUCUCCACCAAAAAUUAAUUUACCUGUUCAACAACAAAAUUCACACCAAUCACAACAACCAUCCUCCAUGGAACACGAUACCGCUAGUACCAUUCAAGAUAUGCAACAUUCAAUACGUUUACCUACACCUAGAAGUCCUAAUAUAAUGCAUGGAGGUUAUGGUGCCCUACCACCUUUACAUUAUGGUACAUCGAUAAGAGAUGGUUACGCGAGCAGUAGUGGAGGUGUUGGAAUUGGGGCAGGAGGAGUUGGCAGUGGAAUUGGGGGUGGUAGGAAAAAAACUAAAAAGAAAUUAUCAUGUUUAUCUUGUCUACAUGGAACUAAUAAAGUUGAAUCGUCAACAAACUUCUAUUCAUCAUCUGAUGACUUAAACUUAAUAGAUGACCUAAAUAAAUCAGAUGGACAUGAAGUGAAUAAGCGAGAACAACAACAAAAUCCAUACAUUAUCUGUUUGUCGAUUGUCUUCGCUUUGUUGGACAUUCUUUUAUUGAUCGGGUUGACUUUACUGAUAUUCUUUUUCAACUGUUCUGCUGAUGGAUGGUUGUACACAGACCCUAGAAUUCGAUCAAUUUGUGUUACUUUAUGGGCUGAUUGGAUACCUUUGUAUCAAAGAAAAUUUCAGUGUCCUGAUAUACCACCCGGUUAUGCAGAUAGCAUUAUUGGUAGUGGCAGUGUUAGUAAUAUCGGUAAUAUUGGUGAGUCAAAUCCUAAUCUGAAACCUCUAUUGGAACGUAUGAAUAUGCUUAGUAAACAACAACAAACUGCUGUAUCAUCAUCAUCGUCCUUCCCUACAUUAACUACACCUAACCCAUUAUCUCAACUAUCACAAUAUCAAUCAAAAUGGAAUAUUUAUGAUGUAAAAAGAGUUAAUCCAGAAUUUUGGGAUGGUGAUCUAGGAUUAAUGAUUCCACCAAAAUUAAUUAUUCCUUCUAUGGAACAACAGUUAUAUGGACCAAGAGAUACUGUUAAAUUAUAUGGUCGUAAUUAUCCAACAGAUAAACAAUUUAUACAAGGAAUGAAAAAUGAUCAUCAAUGGUUACAAUUGUCACAAUCACAAACUGAUCUUUAUCAUCAUAUGACAAUUAGUUCAAUUGUUACCUGUUCAAUAAUUAUACCGUUAAUACUAAUUUGUUUCUCAGAAAUCACUUUCUACUUCUUUAACUGUUGUCAAAUGUGCUUAACAAAAACUAAUUCAAAAAUAUGGGGUACUAUGAAAUUUAUUGGUCAAAUUUAUCGUCUAUUCAUUACUUACAUUUUUGGUCUUCUUACAACAAUGCUUUUAGUCUGGUUAAUUAAAGUUUCUGUUGGACGUCUUCGACCAGAUUUCAUUCAAAUAUGUCGUCCAUCUGAAAAUGUUUGUCCUAAAUGGUAUAGAAUAAUACAAAAAACACGUCAAUCUACAGAUGAACGCAGUGCAAUUGAAUCAGAUCCACAACUGUUAGAUUUAAUCGUUGCACAAUUAGCUAAACAAGGUAAAUAUUUAGUUACAGUAGCUACAACACCUUCUCCGGAAUCAUCAACUGGUCACCUAUCAGAUGGAUUAUUUACAAAUGCAGAUUGUAUGGAGAAUAAUAUUUUAAAACUUAAAGAGGCUAGAACGUCAUUUCCUUCACUGGGAGCAGCUGUUUCGAUGUAUGCAGCAAUUUUUGUGACAGUAUAUAUUACUGCAUUAAUGAAAUAUUUUCGAGACGCCUGUCUUUGCAUUCCAUUUUUAUCAUUGCUUGGUGUUAGUCUAAUUGCUCUAAUACUCGGUGUCAAUAGAGCCAUUUACAGAAAUAAUUGGUUUGAAGAUAUUUUAGCCGGUUGGAUUAUCGGUAUUUGUAUAGCUAUAUACGUUUGUUUCAAAGUUUUAUACAAUCGUGACAAAUCGAAUGAUUUAACUAAUUAUGAUUUAAAUCGUCGUUUGCAUAGAAUUCAAACUUUAAUUCAAACUCAUCAUGAUUAUAAACAAUCUGAGUUAAAAAUGAUGAAAUAUUUGUGA
Molecule: messenger RNA, 2295 nt
Organism: Schistosoma spindalis
Lineage: Eukaryota; Metazoa; Platyhelminthes; Trematoda; Strigeidida; Schistosomatidae
Source: the annotation of a GenBank genome assembly